UCUAACCUACAUAAUUUCUUUUUUGAUCCUUUUAUUUUGCAAUGACCUAACCAUCUAGGGUCAUGAAGACACUGAAAAGUAUUGAGAAGUGUAACAAGCUGCCGAAGAGGUGGAAACCAGGUGAAGCACAUUUUAAUGCGGCAGCUCUUGGUUUGGAAAAUCAAAGACGGGAUACAAUUGUGGAGCAGACGUAUAAUAUGGCAGUGGAGAGGAUGUUUCUUAUUUCUCUUAAAAGAAAAUAUUCAGAUGGUCAAGCAAUAGCAACGAAAUUAUCGAAGCAAAUAAACAGAAAAACAAAUGCGAUCAAGAGUACGGUCACCAAGUAUAAUGCCUCCUUAGCUGCUUUGCAGGAAUUGGUUGAUGGAUUGCCCAAAGAGUUGAACUUUGACGAAGCUAAGGAUCCUGAGUCUAGUCUUUACAGAACAUAUUGCGACGAGAGUACUGUUGAGAGUGUCCCUUUUUCUGUGAAAAGGUCUGCAAUUGACCUACAAAAUUUCUUAGAUCGAUGCAAAGAGGAGCAGCAACUCUUGUUGAAGGAAAUGGAAAUGCUAUUUGACCAUUAUUUGAAAAGAAGAGAUUGUCUGGAAGAGAGUUAUCAACUUCACUCGCAGAACGACUGCAGACUUUCAAAUGGGAUUUGUACUGUGGUGAAAAGUGAAAUUUGCGAGACAAACAAUAUUUUGCUUUCCUUAGGAACCACAUUUCGUAAUCAUUUAGAUGCACCUAUUCUUGACACAAUUUCUGGGAUUACUGCUACAACAUCUUCUCAUCUGUCGACGUCCUUGUUCCAGGAGACUAUUGAAGAUGAUGAAAUCGCAGUUAUAGAAGAGCAGGUUAUAGAAGAUCUUGUUGAUUUGUUAGAUGGUGAAGAUGACGACGAUACUGCAGCUCAUUAUCAAAGUGAUUGUGAUGGUGGUAAUGUUUGAUGAACAUUCCACAACAUGAACUAGAACAAACUGUAAUAAUAGUGGUAUUCUAUAUGUAGCGAUUUAUGCCUAGAAAAUGUACAAAUGUGUUAGUUUACCUCAAUCCAGCGACAAUGAGUGGGUGGCACCCCAUGAUACCCCUGCCAUUGAGCAGUUAAUACGGAACUCCUUCCGGGGGACUGGAAGCCCUGGUUAAAAAUAUUCUGCUAAACGUUUCUGGCAUGGUGUCGCAACGGUGUCGCUUAUGCAAUAGUGACAUUAUGUUCAGAAACCAUUUGAUUCGAGCUUUGAAAUGU
Dendronephthya gigantea is the source of this 1222-nucleotide messenger RNA. RefSeq lists its product as uncharacterized. The transcript is spliced from 2 exons. The record is from RefSeq and is a predicted model, not a curated record. NCBI's taxonomy places the organism in Eukaryota, Metazoa, Cnidaria, Anthozoa, Malacalcyonacea, Nephtheidae. Bases 63 to 926 code for a protein of 287 amino acids.